AUGGAAUACAAAGAGGGUUACUAUUUUCAUAUUGCCAUCUUAUUAUUUUGUUCAUGUGCCAUGUCCAUUCAGGAAAUAGGCGGUCAUAUCUCACCAUUACUUCCUGCCUUUCUUCGUUUCGUGCGCUCUCGUAUGAAUACCCUUUCUUUCUUUCUUUCUUUCUUUCUUUCUUUCUUUCUUUCUUUCUUUUUUUUACUUUCCUGUUUUUUCUGUUUUCCAGCCUAUAUUUCUUUCUGGUUUCCUGCCUUUCUUUCUUUCUUUCUUUCUUUCUUUCUUUCUUUCUUUCUUUUAUGUUCCUGUUUUUAUUCUGUUUUCCAGCCUUUCUUUCUGGUUUCUUGCCUUUCUUUCUUUCUUUCUUUCUUUUACUUUCCUGUUUUUAUUCUCUUUUCCAGCCUUUAUUUCUUUCUGGUUUCCUGCCUUUCUUUCUUUCUUUCUUUCUUUCUUUCUUUCUUUCUUUCUUUAUUUCAUUUUUUAUUAAUUAUUUAUUUAUUUCUUCUAUUCAGCCAAUAUACACGUUCUUCCUUUCUUUCUUUCUUUCUUUCUUUCUUUCUUUCUUUCUUUUACCUUUUCUUUUUUUCUUUUUUCCUGCCUUUUUUUUCUUUCUUCCCUUCUUUUUCUCUGUUCUCUCGCCUUUUCUCCCUCUUUCUUUCUUCCUUUCUUUCUUUCUUUCUCCAUUUAUUUGUGGUAUCCUGCCUAUUUCUCUUUCUUUCUUUUUUACUUUUCUUCUUUCUUUUCUCUUUCUUUCUUUCUUUGUCAUAG
Messenger RNA from Acanthosepion pharaonis, 759 nucleotides. The record is from the annotation of a GenBank genome assembly. Lineage: Eukaryota; Metazoa; Mollusca; Cephalopoda; Sepiida; Sepiidae.